Aspergillus aculeatinus CBS 121060 is the source of this 1236-nucleotide messenger RNA. Its product is annotated as fungal specific transcription factor domain-containing protein. Bases 1 to 1236 code for a protein of 411 amino acids. Gene Ontology annotation, biological process: DNA-templated transcription. The record is from RefSeq and is a predicted model, not a curated record. NCBI's taxonomy places the organism in Eukaryota, Fungi, Ascomycota, Eurotiomycetes, Eurotiales, Aspergillaceae. The transcript is spliced from 3 exons. Gene Ontology annotation, molecular function: DNA binding; zinc ion binding.
AUGGAGUACUUCAACCUUACCCUGCCGGUAUUCACUCAGGCAGACGUUGACGCUCUGUUUGCUGGCAACUACACGGAUCCGCAGGUGCACGGCCCAGGCCAGUGGGCCAGCCUUCAUGUCAUCUUGGCUGUCGCCUACAUGCUUCCAUCCACAACAGGUCGGCCUGAUCAUCAGACUAGCGCGCUCUUUAUGAAGGGUGCCUUGCAGGCCAUUAAUGAGAUUCUACUAGCACCCCCUGAUCUCUGGGCAUGCAAAUCUACAUUAGUGAUGGCUGUUUUGUUCUUGUCAUUGUCUGCUGCUCACCCUUGCAGUUCGCUCAUUGCCAUUUCUGUGCAAAUCUGCAACCAAUUAGAUCUAGGCAAUUCGGAAGCCCUGCGAUGUUCUGUCGAAGAAAGGCAGAGUCGAGAUUUGCUCUUCUGGAUGGUCUGUGCAAUGGAUAAUGAGAUAUCUUAUCGAUUCGGGGUUCCCCCAGCACAGAAAGAAGACAUAGUUGGGGAGGCGUUGCAUAUCAGUUCUCCCUCAAGCGCUUACAGCGUACCAAUACGGAACGACUCGGAUACCUUCAAUCUCUUCCAUCCCACUGCCGAGCUUGUGCAAAUCAGGAGCCAGAUUGUUCGACAGUUGUAUCUAGCCUCCGCGGUCAACAAACCUUUCGACCAGUUACUGGCUCUGACGGGUGAUUUCGACCAAAAGCUGCAGGCGUGGUUGCGCAAACUUCCUCGCGAACUGCAGCCUGGGUCCGGAGCAUCCCCACCAUUCCGAAAAAUGCCCGUGUUCCCGACUCUUCUGUUUAUUCAUUAUGCCUAUUAUGACUGUAUGAUUGCUAUCCACUCUUUGGUGGCCAUGAGAGAAGUCAACACCGCGCAGGAUCUUCUUGGCGGGCUCAGCCUUUCCGCCUCACCCGGAUUUGCCGACAACCCUCGGGUCCUGCUUUCCACGUCGCUCAUGUCUAAGGCUGCAAGAGCAUCCCUCGCCUUGUUGAAAUACUUACCACGGGAUGAUAUCAAUCUCGGUAUCGCCUAUCACUACCCUUCUGUCGCGAUGAAAACGCUCGCUUCAAGCAUUAUACGCAACCCGCGGCCCGCCUCGGAGAUAUAUAACCUGAAAAUUCUCCACCAAGCAGAAUCGUAUUUAUCGCAAACUGCACGCGAUUCGACCCAAGAAGCAAUCCGGCGCUUGUCCAAGGCUUGCGCGGACUGCUGCGCGGUCGCUCAACGGGCCAUCGAUGCUGCAUAA